UUCUACUCGUACGCCGUACCCUCAAGUAACACCCUCAAGUAACUAUACACCAUACUCCUUGGAAUCUUGGAUUGAUUCUUGGUCCUCCCUUCGAACGCUCGCCUGGUUGACGCCUGAUUUUUCUCAUUUACUCGCUCUGUCGCCUCCAGAGUACGACCUAUCCCCAGGCAUCCUUCCUCAUGGCUACUGCAAUACAUCCUGCCAUGACCAUGUCGGGCCCAUCUUUCAACAAUAACAAUCAAUGCAUCGAUCCGGACACCGAAUUUUUCGACUUCAGCCAGCUUCCGUCUCCAACUCCGAGCAACAACGUCCGACAACAUCCCUCCAAUGUCGCCUCCACAAUCUCCAGCCCUUCCAAUACCGCCCUCGACGGCGAAGAUUUUCAGACUCCUGCCAAACCGAGCCAUGAAUACGAGCGCUUCAAGCAGCAGACCGGCCUGCCCUCCGGCUCCAUCGCUGGUCUCAAUUCGGGCCUGAACACAGGCUACCAGAUGUUUUCUUCGACCGGCUUGGAUGAGAUGACUUUGAUGGGCGAUACUAUGAUGGGCGGUGCUGGCUGGAAUAGCGGUAUUGGAAUGGACUCGGAUGUCAAGAUGAACAUGGACCUUUCCUUCUCACAACCCGCCUAUUUCUACCCUGGAACCGAUGCGUCGCAGUCCGACGACUUCAUUGAUCCCAGCGCCAUUGAAGAACCCGCUCAGGUCAGAGUAUGGCCCGGUAUGCAUCAACAACAAGCACAACAGGCUGCCUUGGCCAAGGCCCAGGCCCAGCAACAGCGCCAGCAGCAACUUGCCCAACAACAACAGAAGCAGACGCAGCAGCAGCAACAGCAGAACCGUCAAAAUCCUAACAAGAAGAGCGGAAGCCCCUUGAACGAUGCCCGCACAGAAGAGACCAUUGCUCGCGUUGUCGCCCAAAUCCGCCACAACAGCCAGAACUCCUCCCUCGGUUCACCAAACGACCCCCAAAACCUUCUACCUCACGUUGUGCGCAUGAAGAAAGAUGAGGAGGAUAUGGACGAAGACGAGAGGCUUCUGGCCUCGGAGGAAGGCAAGAAGUUGACUUCUAAGGAGCGACGUCAACUACGUAACAAAGUCUCAGCUCGCGCGUUCCGUUCCAGGAGGAAGGAAUACAUUGGCCAACUUGAAGGCGAGGUCGCCAUGAAGAACAACGAAUGCAAUGAUCUUCGUGUUCAGAACCGUGCUCUCAUGGAGGAGAACGCGCGCUCAAGAGCCUUCAUUGAGCGUCUCCUUCGUCACCAAGCCUUUACCCCCUUCCUCGAGGAGCUUUCCCGAGACGAGAGCCUUCAGGCAAAGCCGGCUAUGACCUCCAUGUCCACUACCCCCACUCCCACCGCCCCCCAGCCUCGUAAGGACAUGAAUGCCUACCAAGGCCAGCAGUUCUCUGGUCUUUCCCAACCAGAGAACCCUCAAAUUGGCAUGGCUCUUGUACCUGAUACACAGCUCGAUAUGUCCAUGCUCAACCUGAACAACGGCAACAGCAAUGGAAAUAGCGGCACCUGGGGAAUGAACAACAUGAAUGGAUUCAACUACCAGCAACCUCAGGUCUUCGCCGUUCUCGAGCUUCCAGAGGGACCCUCGAAUCCCAUUGAUACCGACGCUCUGUCUGGCAAGGGCUACUCUUCUUUCCUCAUCGAAGAGGAGGAGCCUUCAAUCGAGGAGGUGAAGCCUGACUUCCCCGUCAUCGAGCGUCCAGUUCAGUCUGUACAAUCUUCUCCCGUUGUGGAUGAGGAGGAGGAUGACGAGUUUGACCUCUACUCCACCCCAGUCUCGACACGUUCUACCUCUCCUUCUGAACAUUACGAGCCUCUCUUCGGCGACGCGAACCCCGAGAAGGUCUUUGCCCAUUUUGAACUUUUCAUUUCCAACGAAGAGGAUUCGCAACUACUUCUCGACCGUUUUGAGAAGCUUUGUGCCGCUACAUCAUCUGCGCUUCAAAGAGUCGAUUCUUUAACUUCGCACCUUGAUUUGUGAAUUUCACAUCUUGGCCAUUGUCUUACUCUUCUUUCGAAAUCUUAGAACUGAGUUGUAUAUUCGAGCUCUCGUUCAUCUUUGAUGCGAGAUUAAUAUUUCUUGGUACCUUGGUUUUUGAUGGGAUCGUAGCACUUGCUUCGUCUAAAGCUGGCAUCAUUCCCAAUUUUCAUUAUUCUUAGCU
Molecule: messenger RNA, 2175 nt
Organism: Aaosphaeria arxii CBS 175.79
Lineage: Eukaryota; Fungi; Ascomycota; Dothideomycetes; Pleosporales
Exons: 2
Coding region: 180-1994 (604 amino acids)
Biological process (GO): regulation of DNA-templated transcription
Molecular function (GO): DNA-binding transcription factor activity
Source: RefSeq, a predicted model, not a curated record